AUGCUCGGCCUCUCCGCAUUUUAUGCCGUGGCUCCUACUUCUCACGCACCCACUGUAUACUUAAAUCCAGAGGAAGUAAAGACCAUUGCUCUUACUCCCAUCCAUCCCUAUAUGGUGUGUCUUCUUGAACAAAGUUGGCUAGUGUGGAUCCGCCGUUCUUUCCAAAACCAUUUCUUCGCAAUUAACUCGUCUGCCAAAUCCUUCUCUGUCCGCGUCUACUACGGACUCAACGAGGAUGAAUUGCGUCAUCGAGCACCAUGGUUACAUUCUCCCGUGGACUCGGAGAUUUCCGAUCUUUCCACUUUUACAGCAUUUGCCGGUGACUCCGGCCCUCCUGACUACUCCGAAAUUCGUUCCAACAGUCACGUUCCACUACCUGGGCCAUAUUCGCAUUGUGUUGCCCUGUUGCCUGUGCGAAGUCAAGGUCAGCACCACUCCGUCUUUGAAAUUGCCUUCACCUCCACCUUGAAUUUCGGGCGUAUCCUCCGACUCCUUCUUGGUCUCGCAAUCUACUUUUGUGCGCCAUGUUUGUGCGGGAAUAUUCUUUUCUACUACUGCUCCGGUGUCAGUAUAUCUAUUCUUGCAAGUUUCCUCAUCCUGCUGUUUCUGGUCGUCCGACUGUUGCCGAAGCGUUCAAGCCUCGUACUUCAGGGUCUGGUUGUUUUCGGUGGCGGCGCCAUGAGCAUGCUCCUGUUCUGCCUGGAUCAUCUACGCGUCGCAGUUGCCAAUUUCAUUUCCUCCAAUUUGCCCCUCUUUGUUGCCUAUGCCCUGUGUGUGGCGCUGUUCAGCACUGCAAUCUUGUAUUGGUUUAGUUUGCCGGAGAGCCUUUUAGAGCGUUUUCCUCGCACUCAAAACCUUCUUAACCUUUCUUUGCGUGCUGUGGGUGUUGCGCUCAUAACCUCUGCUCCUCAACUGCCAGAGGAGUUCCACCGCGUGCGGCAACUGCUGCAACAGGGCAACCGCCUG
This is a messenger RNA of Dibothriocephalus latus, 966 nucleotides long. NCBI's taxonomy places the organism in Eukaryota, Metazoa, Platyhelminthes, Cestoda, Diphyllobothriidea, Diphyllobothriidae. The record is from the annotation of a GenBank genome assembly.